CGUGACCAGGCUACCACACCUGACUUCCAACUUGCAUCCUCCUGUAUCAGGCGCUAGGCCAACUACAACCUCAUGAAGCCUGGUGCUGCCUCCAAGCAAAAAAAUGAAGGAGGCAUGUUUCUAUGUUUUUCAACUUCAACGAAAAAUCCCGGAACGGGCGGCAUGUUCAAGUCAUCGCUGCUGUUCACGAGUGCGAGAGUGAUUGGGGCUGAUGAGGGCGGGGACACAUGCUCAUGUUUCACAAUACCUGGCGGUAAUAAUGCUGAUACGAUACGAGCAGCACAAUCCUCCAUACCUGGGGGAGAUACGGUUGAGGCCAGAAACAUCGAUGCUGAAUCACUCGGUGACAGCGUGUCCGGCAUUGUCGGCGCCAAAAGCGCACCCUCAGUCGCCGAGGGCAAAAAAAGUGACGGACAAGUGGAGUUUGGAAGUUGUCCUGUUCGUGGUCAAGAGGUUUUUGCCGUCGCUGUUCCUACUACUCGGUACUCGCUUGUACCUCAGGUCCAAGAACUUUACACAGUCAUGGCCCACCAGUUUCACCUAUAUGACCCCCCUGUAGCAUGUCGAGCUGCUGCAGAUGCCGAGCGAGAAAUACAGCGCUUCUUGAUGCUACGGCUAAACGCACAGCUGAUAUCGAAUGCCAUAAACUCGGAUGAGCUCAUUGCAGCAGAGAAGUUCGGAGUCGACGAACUUGCUUAGCUGCUAGAGUCAACCUAUCCUACUUCUCUGUGUCGCGCGCCACGAAGCGCACUUCAAAUAACUUCGUUGACUCAUCGAAGUCUACUGAAGUGUCUCAAAUUUCCACUUCAAUUCGCUUCAGUUAUUCGCGGCAGCGCUAGCUGCACGUACCUUGCUUCUGGGAGCUUUGAGGAGC
Suillus discolor is the source of this 874-nucleotide messenger RNA. RefSeq lists its product as uncharacterized. The record is from RefSeq and is a predicted model, not a curated record. Lineage: Eukaryota; Fungi; Basidiomycota; Agaricomycetes; Boletales; Suillaceae. The transcript is spliced from 5 exons. The coding region runs from base 73 to 699 and encodes 208 amino acids.